AUGUCGACUAAAGAUAUGUUUGAGCUUUACAACGUACCUGUACCCACCGCUCCUUCGAGCAAGAAAAAGGGAAGUAGGCAACACCGCGGUGAGACCAAUCAGAACCCUCCAACAAAAAAAGCUCGGACUGGGGAUCCUCCAACGCCAGUUCAUUCAAAGGAAACUACACCUCCUCCGACUCCCCUCGACCAGACGUCUCCCCCAGCCCCCACCGAUCAGAUCUCUCCUCCAGCACCUGCUGACCAGAUAGCUCCCUCUGCUGACCAGGCAUCUCCUGCAGCACCUGCUGGCCAGGCACCUCCUGCAGCACCUACCGGCCAGGCACCUCCUGAUCAAACAAGAGAUGCCUUGAUGAGCAUUGUGCUUAGCUCGGCCAAGGAGAGGAUGACCAAAAUAUUGAGGCAUCGACGCAAUCAAGAGGCUAUCACUGGUACCGACUCCAUGGAGGUCGACCAGAUAAUUAACUGUGCGCUGAAUGAAAAAGGAAUUCUGACUAUGAUCGCCAGUUGGCGUCGCUUGGGAGCCCAGACUGCUCAGUAUGAGAAGAAGCUUGGCGAGCAACUUAAGGCGUCUGAGGAAAGACACGCUGAGGAGCUCAGGGUUGAUGAGGAAAAAUAUAAGGAGCAACUUGAGGUAGCCAAGAACUUUGUUGCGAUGUCGCUCCAAAGAUCUGCUCGCACCAACGGAAAUGCCUCCAAUGCUGCUCUGAUUAACAAUGAAGCCCCUCCGGUUCGUAGAAGGGGAGUGCGUGCUGCUGCCAGCCGCACUGCGCCGCUGACAUCGCCAGUUGACAACAUUGCAGAGAUCGCCAGACUGCGACAAAUAGUCGAGGAACUAUUUCAACAACAGUGA
Messenger RNA from Humulus lupulus (European hop), 852 nucleotides. RefSeq lists its product as uncharacterized. Bases 1 to 852 code for a protein of 283 amino acids. The transcript has 3 exons. The record is from RefSeq and is a predicted model, not a curated record. NCBI's taxonomy places the organism in Eukaryota, Viridiplantae, Streptophyta, Magnoliopsida, Rosales, Cannabaceae.